This is a messenger RNA of Amphibalanus amphitrite, 1901 nucleotides long. Its product is annotated as ubiquitin carboxyl-terminal hydrolase 37-like. The transcript has a single exon. Gene Ontology annotation, molecular function: cysteine-type endopeptidase activity; cysteine-type deubiquitinase activity. Gene Ontology annotation, cellular component: cytosol; nucleus. NCBI's taxonomy places the organism in Eukaryota, Metazoa, Arthropoda, Thecostraca, Balanomorpha, Balanidae. The record is from RefSeq and is a predicted model, not a curated record. Gene Ontology annotation, biological process: protein deubiquitination; G1/S transition of mitotic cell cycle. The coding region runs from base 1 to 1788 and encodes 595 amino acids.
AUGUCGUCAGGUCAGCCUCGUAACCCCGCAGAAAGAAACAGGCGGCAGCAACCACACGAAGAAGAAAAGCAAAGACCAGUUGAUCAGUAUCUUGUUCCGGUCGUCCAAGCAACUGACUCGAAUGAGACCGACAAGGACCCUCACGAGUCGCCGUCGCCGCGCCGGCUCAGCGAUGCCUCCCGACGAGAGGGCGACUCGCCGCAUCUGUCCGAGGCCAAGCGUCCGCGAUCGGUGGAGCGGGCACCCAACUGCCCGGACCGUGCUGACAAGGAGAACACAAAGCGGCUGCAGGUGGCCAGCGUCGGCUCGCGCCGGAUCUACGGUGCCUCGGCCGACGCCGGUGGCUCGCGGUUCGCUGCAAGUCCACAGAUGCGGCCGACGCCAUGGCCGCGCAAGUCCGGAGAGGGUGGCAAGAGCCCGCAACUGCACUGCAGUAAGGCGCAGACGGCAAGUCGUGGCCUGCAGCUGAUCCCGGCCAUGCGAUCGCUCGACUCUGACGAGGACGGCAAGGACCCUCUGUAUAUCGGCCUACCCAACUGCGGGAACUCUUGCUAUCAGAACACCACCCUGCAGUCGCUGCUGGGCCUGCGUCCGUUCCUGAGUGAGAUGAUCUCGGACCAGGACGAGAGCGGCCAGGGCCGCACGCUGCGCGCCGUCGCCAAACUGAUGGUGCUGCGCCAGAAGGCGCUCAGCAAAUCAGUCGCCAACCACCUUAAUGACCUUCGCAACGUGUUCGCCGACAUCGACCCGGUGUUCCAAGGGAGUGAGAUGCAGGACGCCAACGAGUUCUUGCUUCGCCUGCUAGACACCAUGAAGGAAGAGAUCGACGCGCGGCGGACAACCGACAACCCGGUGCGAGACAACUUCCAGUACCAGAUCGUCGAGAGUUAUAUGUGCACCAAUUGCCAUGAAACCGUGCUGAAACGGCAAGAGGACAUUAGCUGGUUUGUCAGCGUGCCGCGCCGCCAGGGCACAGAGGCGCCCACGCUGCAGGACGCACUGCGGCUGAGCAUGCGACCCGACCGGCGCCACCUGCUCUGUCAGCACUGCUGCCACGAUGAGUGCCGUGUCACCACCAAAAUCAGCCAGCUGCCCAGGACGCUGAUACUCCAGCUCAACCGGUACGUCUUCCUUGGGGAGGACUCGAAGAAAAUCUGCGCAUAUGUCGGCAUUCCCAAGUUCCUUUCGCUGAACGAGCACGUCGCGGACGACGUCACCCGGCCUCCCGAGUGGAAGUGCACAAAAUCUCCCUUGUGCACCCUCUCCUACUUCGAGGAGUCUGAGGCGCCCAGCUCGGGUCCGUCGCCGUCGUCCACCGCCCGUGGACCGUCGUCAGUGCCGGCCGGUACCGCUGGCCUGCCAGAGACCGCCACCGCCGGCUCGCCGGGGUCGGCCGGAGUCGCGGCACCGACGUGCCCCCCGUCACCGACGACCGGUGCCGAGCCGCCGCCGCCGCCAGCGCAGGCCGAGCGUGUGGUGCUGGACGCCGACUCCGUGGAAGACGGCCAGUCUCUCUCUUCAGUGGACCUGGCCGGCGACUUUACCUACCGACUGGUGAGCGUCGUCAGCCACUACGGCAGCGCCACGCACUCCGGACACUACGAAUCGGACGUAUACAGCGUCGGCAGGGACCGAUGGUUCCACUAUGACGAUCGCCGAGUCAGCUGUGUUGACGAGACCGACGUUCUGGAUAAUGGACCCCAGAGAAACGGCUAUAUUUUCUUUUACCUCCACAAAGACCUAUGCAGCCAAGUAGUCAGCGUGGAGGGUGCUGACGGGGCACUGUGACGGACGCGGCAGGGAGCACAGGUUCUGAGCGGCACCGGCGGCGGAACGACCCUGACCGCCUACUUGUGUAUGAGUGUAUGUGCGGCCGUGUGUGUGUGCGCCCGUGCAUGUAA